This is a messenger RNA of Drosophila albomicans, 1990 nucleotides long. RefSeq names its product T-complex protein 1 subunit epsilon (gene CCT5). The record is from RefSeq and is a predicted model, not a curated record. Gene Ontology annotation, cellular component: chaperonin-containing T-complex. The coding region runs from base 109 to 1734 and encodes 541 amino acids. The transcript has 3 exons. Gene Ontology annotation, molecular function: ATP-dependent protein folding chaperone; ATP binding; ATP hydrolysis activity. NCBI's taxonomy places the organism in Eukaryota, Metazoa, Arthropoda, Insecta, Diptera, Drosophilidae. Gene Ontology annotation, biological process: protein folding.
UGAUUUGUAUCAUUGCCAGUCAAAUUUUGUGCGAAUCGGAGAAUUCUGGAAAAGCAAAUUUAAUCUGUGAAAUAUAAUUAAAUCCACGGUCCUUUUCACAAAACAACAAUGAGCGCCUUUCCAGGAACGUUCGCGUUCGACGAAUAUGGUCGGCCUUUCAUCAUUCUCCGUGACCAGGAGCAGCAGAAGCGCAUCACUGGAACAGAUGCCAUCAAGACGCACAUUAUGGCUGCGCGCCAGAUUGCCUCGACGCUGAAGACGUCGCUGGGUCCCAAGGGUCUGGACAAGAUUAUGGUCAGUUCCGAUGGCGAUGUGACGGUCACCAACGACGGAGCCACCAUCAUGAAGCUCAUGGAGGUGGACCAUGAGAUUGCCAAGCUGAUGGUGCAACUGUCGCAGUCGCAGGAUGAUGAAAUUGGCGAUGGCACCACUGGUGUCGUUGUCCUGGCUGGCGCACUGUUGGAGCAGGCUGAGGGUUUGAUCGACCGUGGUAUUCACCCCAUCCGUAUUGCCGAUGGUUUCGAAUUAGCUGCUCAGUGUGCUAUCAAGCAGCUGGAUGCCAUUGCUGAACCCUUCCCCGUGGAUCCCAAGAAUAAGGAGCCGCUCAUUCAGAUUGCAAUGACCACGUUGGGCAGCAAGAUUGUCAACAAAUGUCAUCGCCAGAUGGCUGAAAUGGCUGUCGAUGCUGUGCUUAACGUUGCUGAUAUCGAGAAGAAGGAUGUCAACUUUGAGCUGAUCAAGAUUGAGACGAAAGUCGGUGGACGCAUGGAAGACUCGAUGCUGGUCAAGGGUGUCAUUGUGGACAAGACUCUGAGUCACUCGCAAAUGCCCAAGGAGUUGAAAAAUGCCAAACUGGCCAUUCUCACCUGCCCAUUUGAGCCCCCAAAGCCAAAGACCAAGCAUAAGUUGGAUGUCACCUCCGCCGAAGAUUACAGAGCACUGCGCGAAUACGAGCAGGAGAAAUUCACGCAGAUGGUCAAGCAGGUGAAGGAUGCCGGCGCCACCUUGGCCAUUUGCCAGUGGGGCUUCGAUGACGAGGCCAACCAUCUGCUGUUGCAGCAGGAAUUGCCCGCCGUGCGUUGGGUCGGUGGUCCCGAAAUUGAGCUCAUCGCCAUCGCUACAGGUGGUCGCAUUGUGCCCCGCUUCGAGGAGCUGACACCUGAGAAAUUGGGCCACGCUGGAUUAGUGCGUGAGAUGGCCUUUGGUACGUCCAAGGAUAAGAUGCUGGUCAUUGAGGAGUGCAAGAACUCCAAGGCUGUCACAAUCUUCUUGCGCGGCGGCAAUGCCAUGAUCAUUGCUGAGGCCAAACGUUCCAUUCAUGAUGCUAUCUGUGUGGUGCGUUCUCUGGUCAAGGACUCGCGUAUUGUUUAUGGCGGUGGCGCUGCUGAGAUCAGCUGCUCUCUGGCUGUGGCCAAGGAGGCCGAUCAGCUGUCGACACUGGAACAGUAUGCAUUCCGCUCGUUUUCCGUCGCCCUGGAGAGCAUUCCCCUGGCACUGGCUGAGAACAGUGGCCUGCAUCCAAUUGAAACGCUGUCGGAGCUCAAGGCCAGCCAAGUGGCUGAGAAGAACUCCAGCUUGGGUGUCGAUUGCAUGCUGACUGGCGAUUCGGAUAUGAAGAAUCACAAUGUGGUCGAGUCUCUCAACUCGAAGAAGCAACAGAUUCUGCUUUCCACGCAGCUGGUCAAGAUGAUACUCAAGAUCGACGAUGUGCGCUCCAAGAACAAUGGCAUGUAAAUGGCCAUGUCAAACCACAACAACACACACCCCAAGCAUUAACUCACAUACUAAAUCGCAUCGUACUUCGCUUUGCCUAUGUUCACGCUCUACUUCAUAUAUAUAGAUUCGUAUAUCUCUGUAUUAAUUGUUUACUUUUAUUAAUCAACAACACACACUUCUUUGGAAAAGAAACAAAAUCAAGAACAACAUCAAACUAAGGAAUCAACCUUAAUUCGGUUGCGUUUAAACAAAAUACAAUUUACUAAAAACUCAA